GUGUGCUCUCCCCUCCCUUCCCUUCCCUUCCCUUCCCCAUCCCCACCGCUUCACUUCCCUUCUCUUCAUCCUCCAGCGGCGCACUCAGCGACGGAGGCCAACAAAGCACAACUCGGAAAUCAUUUGGAUACAUUUGAAAACAAUCACUGGCUAUGGCGGCAAUCAGGAAAAAGUUGGUCAUAGUGGGAGAUGGUGCAUGUGGAAAGACCUGCCUGCUGAUUGUGUUCAGCAAGGACCAGUUUCCCGAGGUUUACGUGCCCACUGUGUUUGAGAACUACGUGGCAGACAUUGAAGUGGACAGCAAACAGGUGGAGUUAGCGCUGUGGGACACAGCAGGUCAGGAAGACUACGACCGACUGCGCCCACUUUCAUAUCCAGACACCGAUGUCAUUCUUAUGUGCUUCUCCAUCGACAGUCCCGACAGUCUCGAGAACAUCCCAGAGAAGUGGACUCCAGAGGUGAAACACUUCUGCCCCAACGUUCCCAUUAUUCUGGUGGGAAACAAAAAGGACCUGCGCAACGAUGAGCACACCCGCAGGGAGCUCGCCAAAAUGAAGCAGGAACCCGUGAAGCAGGAGGACGGACGGGACAUGGCCAACAGGAUCGGUGCCUUUGGAUACAUGGAGUGCUCAGCCAAAACAAAGGAUGGUGUGAGGGAAGUCUUUGAGAUGGCCACCAGGGCAGCACUACAGGCCCGGCGAGGAAAGAAGAGCAAUAAAUGCACCCUCCUGUGAAAACGGCUGACACGGAACUGCUUCCAGUUUGGGGGGAAAAAGAAGCAGAGGGUAAAAAAAAUCCCCCCGCCCUCCCAAAAAAAAAAAAACACCCACACAAGACUGUUCUCUCACCAGUUUUUACAAAAAGUGCAAGGCUUUUACUUGUUUUGUUUUCUUUCUUGUCUUAAGAUGAAGUAGGCUCUGUCAGUAUUGGAAAUCUUUUUUUGUAUUAAAGCAUCAGUCAAUCAGCCAUAA
Syngnathus acus (greater pipefish) is the source of this 971-nucleotide messenger RNA. RefSeq names its product rho-related GTP-binding protein RhoA-B. Gene Ontology annotation, biological process: cell migration; small GTPase-mediated signal transduction; stress fiber assembly. The record is from RefSeq and is a predicted model, not a curated record. Bases 153 to 734 code for a protein of 193 amino acids. Gene Ontology annotation, cellular component: dendritic spine; cleavage furrow. NCBI's taxonomy places the organism in Eukaryota, Metazoa, Chordata, Actinopteri, Syngnathiformes, Syngnathidae. Gene Ontology annotation, molecular function: GTP binding; GTPase activity. The transcript is spliced from 5 exons.